GCACUUCUGCCACCACAGCUAAAACAUUCUUGUGACGUAUCGUUUUAAGGGUAUUCGAAGGUGAAGAACGCAUUUCCGCCGUUCUUUCUCUCCUAAACCAUCAAUUGAAGGUGGUAAACAACUAAAACGCGUACAGGCAUUGAUUAAUUACGGUUUAGAAGGGUACUUUUAUUGCAGCACACGCGUUUUAUUUAUCGUCGGCCAUGCUCUAGUUAUUCUACGGUAUUGUUCAGCCACUAACUGCGUUCCUGCAGAUAUCGACAGUGACAUGUGUACCGGAACCGUCUGACAUUGUCCAAUGUUAAGGAUUGUUAUCUAAGUAAAAAUAUUGUUACGGGGGUCACGUCAAAAGUUGAAAUUCGAGCAGGAUUUACUGAAUUACUUCUGCCGCUGGUUCUGGGAACCUUGAAACCGUCUAAGGUGUGCGUACCACCCAAUCGUUUUCAGAUCCUAUUGAUCGGACCGUAGAAAAAAUGGUACACACCUCCGUAUAAUUUUUUUUUUUUAGUAGCAAGUGACGUAGUGAAGUAUUUAUGUUAAUUGGACACCUUUCGUUGAUUGUAUGGUUUUUCUUGUCAGGUGUAAUGAGUAAUUUAAAUGCCUUUAUUAUUCUUGACAGGUUCUGGCUCCUGGAAAAUUUAUGUUUAAUUGUGUAAUUGCUUGGAAAUUUAUUCAGUUAAUCGUGGCGGAAAACUUUCGUCUUCGACGAAGAGGUUCAACCAAAUUAAAACCAACAACAACAAAAACAUCUGGUUUAACACUUCGAGUCAAGUUCAAUGGCAAGUCCCCAUGAUGAUGAUGAUGAUGGUGGUACUUCUGCAAGCCAAAUAGUUUGCCAAUUAGGAGCAGCAUUUUAGGCCACGCUUUUUUGUUGCCACAACUGCCCGUCAGGUACCAUUGUCCGUUCGUCCGCGAUCCAAAGAAACUGUGCGACCAUCUGAUCAAGAUCAUUGACAUUGACUUUCAAAUGGUACGCCCGCAGCAAGGUCAAAACGAGCGGGUGGAAUCAGUCGAUUUUUUCCUCUUCCAAUUAUUAAAAAGACCGAAGGUCAACUAACACGGAAAAUAAUUGUUCGCCGCAACCUUGCGACAUAUUUUCGGUACCACCGUCCUCCCACAAUCGAAUUGUAAAGGUGUUGCACUUCCAGCCCCGCCUGACAAUGUCUCAACGAUCACGAAAACACGACCGAUAACCCGCAGCGAAAAUGGGCAGCUUACCGAACCUCCACGAGCUCGACAGGAAUGCCAGCUUCAAGCCCGGCCCCGCGUUGGGCCACCUGUGCGGCGGCUGCAACGGCGUCCUCACCACGGAGGAGAAGACCAAGAUCCUGCACCGGUACUCGGGCCACGCCAGGAUCACGAAGGCGAUGAGCAACCCGCAGGAGUCCAAUCGCAUCAUACACUGCGACGAUGUGAUGCUUGAACACAUGGCCACGUACUCGCCAAUCAGCACCAAGUCCAGGUUCAACUUGCACGGGAACAACGCCAGCAGAAGGAGGGACUCCAUGAACUCCUCCAUAGGUGCAACCUCGGUGAGGAGACUGUUGGCGGUUGUACGAGGUGGUAACAAUCAAGCCAGAGCUAAUUGCACGCCCAUUUACACCAGGAGAGUCCUGAUUUCCAACCUGGUGGUACUUUGUAUGUCCCACAUGUUGGCCACGGCUGCUUACUUGCCGUUUUUGGCCUUGCAAAGCAGCGUGUCCAUUUGGACGGUACCUCUUGUAAACGAAGAUGGAAUUGAUGUUAAUCUUGGGUCCUUUAUGAUGUGCGGCGUCUACUUGAUCGCCGCCCUUUUUGCUCUCAUUGCUCCUUACGUGGUCAAGAGGAUUGGGAGCAAUCUAACCAUUGUUAUUUGUUACGGUGUGUUGGUCGUCUUUUAUGUGGCUCACGUCUACCCACACUUGUAUUUUGUGUUGCCGGCCAAUAUUUUGCUGGGCAUUUGUUUGGGAUUACUUUCAGGUGGUCACAUUUCCUUCUUGCUGACCUUAAGUCAUAGAAUUACAGGUCUCUUCCACGAUGAAGACGAGGAAAGCCGACAAGCUAGAAGAACUUGCGUGGUUAGAAGAGUAGCAAGAGCCUUCCAAGGUGCCCAGGACUUUGGACUCAUCCUGGGCUCGAUCCUGUCUGCCAUUUUGAUAACCUACACCGUUAAUCUGAAGCACGACUCCAUGUUCAUGGUCCAAGAAGAAAACAGAACCAUCUACGACCAAUUUCGGAACUGCAACGCAACCUACAACCUGCCACACUGCAAUAUGACGCAGGAAAUCAUAAUAUCCAUCCCGGAGUACUACGACAUAUUCUUAAACAAAAUUUUCGACCAGACGUCAGACGGAAGGCUGUGCGGCUCUCAGGCUUGUCCCUUCAUCUUCCAGGACCACCAGAACAACACCGCCGAGUACGUCACCGACAACUUCCGGGUGUUGUCCGUUAAGUCGGCCGAAAUUUUAGUCGGGGUGUACGCCGGUUGUCUUCUGGCGGCUCUGUUGUUGGCUUUGCUAGGUCUGGACAAGAUCAGGAUGCUGAUGUACCAGGACCCGAUGGAACGGGGCGAGAUCCUGGCCGCCUUCAGGUCGGCGAAGGAGGCGUUCGGCGACAAGAACCUGCAAAUGGCCGCCCCCUUGGCCGUGUUCAUCGGCAUCGAGCAAGCCUUGAUGUACGCCGACUUCAGCAAAUCGUACGUGGUGUGCCAGCUGGACGUGCCGAGCGUGAACCUGGUGUUCUUGGCCAUGGGGGUGCUGCAGUCCAUCGCAGCCUGCACCUUGAGCAUGCUCCUGAGGUCCAUACGGAGGUACUACGUCGUAGCGGUGGGUUUCACUUUUCAUUCGUGUCUGAUAUUGGUGCUGCUACUGUGGAAGCCGACCGAGGACGAUCCGGCUCUUUUCUACGUCAUCUCGGCCUCCUGGGGCGUGUGCAAUGCCAUCUGGGAGAUGCUCAACUUCACCCUUUUAACGGGUCUCUACUCGGACAACUGGGAGUCAGCCUUCGCCAACAGUUACUUCUAUAGAUUUUUGGGAUUUUCAAUAGCAUUUUCAAUGCACUCCCUGAUGUGCAACUACUGGAAGUUCUACUUCUUAAGUUUCUUCAUGCUGGGGUCGGUUCUGCCCUUCGCCUGGCUGGAGGUGAAGCUGGAGAACAUGAGGAAGGAGAGGCACAUCAUCAGAUUAUGACCCAAGCUGAACAUUUGGUGAUCUUUGCGUUCUAACAGGGGUACAUAUCACAUUGUCGCGAAGAAGUAUUGACACACGUUGGAAGGUUAAAUUUAUUAUAGUACUAAAAAUUUGAUGUUGUGUUCAGAGAAGUUGAGAUCAAAGCUUUAAACAAUGUAUCGCCCCGGUCACGAGGGCUUAUCCUCUGUUUAGAUUAGAUUAGAUGUGAUAUAUUUUUGAUUUUGGACAACACACAAAAACCAAAACAAAACCAGACUGGUGUCGGUCGAAAAUCAUUUUGAUUUUUGAUGAUAUGAAAUAUAUACAAUCACUUUUAAGAAACAUCUCUAGUCGGACGUAGAAAGUAACUUUUAUAAAGUAAGUAAAUUACUACUCUAUUGUAAAUUGUGUUCUCCGUGGAUUUAGUAAGUGAAUUGUUAAAUCUUAGCAGGACGUAGGCUUAAAUAGUAAGCUUGCUGCAAAUUUCCCCACCAGGAAGACUUGAUCAACUGUUUUUUCUGAUUAAUUAAUCUAGAACAAGUAGGGCGUUGCAGCAAGCUUUCAGGAUGUAAUUUAUUGGUAAAAUUCUCUGUGAUUUUUGUAAAUAAUUAAACAAAAUGGGUUGUUAUAACACCCUAGUGUCCUUAUAUAUAACAUAUAAUUGUUUAUAAUAAACUAAUUGAUUGUAAAA
Molecule: messenger RNA, 3837 nt
Organism: Aethina tumida (small hive beetle)
Lineage: Eukaryota; Metazoa; Arthropoda; Insecta; Coleoptera; Nitidulidae
Product: protein unc-93 homolog A
Exons: 9
Coding region: 1206-3167 (653 amino acids)
Biological process (GO): regulation of potassium ion transport; regulation of muscle contraction
Cellular component (GO): striated muscle dense body; plasma membrane
Molecular function (GO): potassium channel regulator activity
Source: RefSeq, a predicted model, not a curated record